Malaya genurostris is the source of this 1825-nucleotide messenger RNA. RefSeq names its product pre-mRNA 3'-end-processing factor FIP1 (gene Fip1). The record is from RefSeq and is a predicted model, not a curated record. Gene Ontology annotation, molecular function: RNA binding. Lineage: Eukaryota; Metazoa; Arthropoda; Insecta; Diptera; Culicidae. Gene Ontology annotation, cellular component: mRNA cleavage and polyadenylation specificity factor complex. The coding region runs from base 141 to 1727 and encodes 528 amino acids. The transcript has 3 exons.
CCCAUGUCAUUAGAUCAAGCUAAUUUAAACAUCCAACUUUUCACGUAAAUGGUUGAUAAAAAAGUUUUCUAAAGAGUAUAAUUUAUUCGCAUUGCGUUUUGUUGUAUCUAGUGUUCAACAAAGGCUAUUCUUUGUUAACUAUGGCAGACGAGGGUAAUGAGGAUAGUUGGUUGUACGGGAACGCGCAUCAGGAGGGAAAAGAUGAAACCGUAGUUGGCGAAAAAGAUGAUACUUUCGGUGUUGUUCCUCAGCAAGAAGUGGAUAAGUCCAAGGAGGAUGGUCAAAAUAAAGCGAAACGAUCACAUGAUAGUUUUUCGGAUGGGGACCAUCAUGACGAGGCUGACGAUAAUGCAAUGGAUUCAAGUGAUGUUCAGACAAGAGAAGAAACCGAACAUCAAAACGAUGAAUUUCAAGGUGAAGAUGAUUCCCAGCUACAGGAAGAUGAAAGCCAACAAGAAAAACGACACGAACGGAGUGACGGUGAAACGGAUACUGAUGACAGCGAUGAUGAUGAUGAUAUAAAUGUAGUGAUAGGGGACAUAAAAUCCGGCCCGACUUAUAAUAUAGUUAAACCAAGGGGUCCGAUAGUUCCACCACAAGUUGCACAAACUGCACCAGGGCAAGACAAAGCAAAACAACCAUCUGGAAAAUUUAGUAUCGAUGAGUUCGAAAGCGUUGGUACGAUUAACGGUGUUCCAGCACACGAAUUCAGCAUUGAUUCUUUGGAUGAGAAACCAUGGCGAAAACCUGGUUCAGAUAUAACCGAUUACUUCAAUUAUGGAUUCAAUGAAGAAACAUGGAGAGCUUAUUGUGAGCGUCAAAAACGUAUGCGAAUGCAUGAAAGUGGAGUGGGUUUGCAAGGGCUAACAGUAAAUAAUCCUCAAGCGGCUCAGCCACAGCCACACUGGAGACAGGGACCGCCCCCUCCAAGAAAGAUGAAUAAUGGCAUUGACGUAAUCGGUGGUAUGAAUAUGCAUCCGCGAGUCGAUGGAGAUAUGAUGCCCAGACAUCCUAAAGAAAACGUUAUUCAAGUUAUGACUGCCGAUCGUCGCGAGUACAGUCGUUCUUCUAACAAAUAUGAUCCAUCCAUGGGUCCUCCGCCAUUUGGAGCUCCACCCGAAUUUUAUCAUAACGAGCCAGACUACGGUGAUUACGGAUACGAACCAACGCAGGAAUCACAGUGGAAUCAGGAAAGUUCCUGGCAACCUCACGGCAUCAAAACACUUACGCCAGGGCCACCACCCUCAAUGCUUCCGCCUGGAAUGGGUAUUCCUCCGCACAUGGAGAUGAUGCCCCCACCUAUGCAACCAGGAAUGGGUAUGGGACAUGCUGGAAUGGGUCCUCCUGGGAUGCGCAAUCAUGAUCGGGAUCGUACAGAACGUGACCGAGACCGUGACCGUGAUCGUGAUCGUGAACAUCAUGGUAAAACACGCGACCGCGAACGUGAUCAUCGUCGAGAUCGUGACAGAGAUAGAGAUCGGGAAAUGUUUCUUAAGAGCGAAAGCGUAGAGUCAGAGCGCUCCCGAAGUGAAAAACCUGAAAGGGAUUCCGAGAAAGAUAAACGUGCUUCUAAAUCGGAUCGUCACAAAGAAAGAUAUCGAGAACGCUCGCGUAGUCGUGAAAAGUCGAAAUCUAGAAGAAGAUCUCGCAGUCGCGAACGUGAGCGCCAUAGUAGUCGUUCAGAUAAGAAAAAGUCUCACCGCAAGGAUAAGGAGGAAAGUGAUUGAAGAGUAACGAAAUUUGUAUUAAUGAUUGUAAUUUCCCAUUUUACAAAUGAAUGUGCAUAAAUAAAAUACACUAUGCUAAUAAUUUAACUGAGUGUAAA